Molecule: messenger RNA, 1815 nt
Organism: Bombina bombina (fire-bellied toad)
Lineage: Eukaryota; Metazoa; Chordata; Amphibia; Anura; Bombinatoridae
Gene: PCP4L1
Product: Purkinje cell protein 4 like 1
Exons: 3
Coding region: 126-329 (67 amino acids)
Source: RefSeq, a predicted model, not a curated record
UAUAUACGUGUGUGUAUGUGUGAGUGUGUGUGUGAAUGUGUGUAUGAAACAGCCUGUAUCCCAGAGUCAAGGCUACAGAGGGAAACUGAGACAGAUAGCAUCUGGCACAGAGAUUAUCCUUCGCUAUGAGUGAGUUCAGAGCAAACAGUGAACUUCCGUCUCCAAACCAAACCUCCAGGAAUGAGCAGAAAGACAAAGCCGAGAGCUCUGAGAAGGUGGAAGAAGAAAUUGACAUUGACCUCAAUGCUCCAGAGACAGAGAAAGCAGCCUUGGCCAUUCAAAACAAGUUCCGCCGGUUCCAAAAGAGGAAACAGGACCCAAGCCCUUGAGAACUAUGCACCAACCUCAGACCUUUACACUGCCCAAUAUAACCCAUACUGUAUGGCAGCUCACAUGUCCACCCGCUCCCCUGUGUAGGCCAUGGAUGCAACUGGGACUGCAUUCCUACUGUCCCCUACACCCAUCAUCAUCCUUUAAGAUAUAAUGAAUGCUUUUUCCUUAAUAGGGUCACAGCCUCUGCUGACCCUGCCUCACCUACGUAUAGCUCAUCUGUAGAUACAUUCUUAGCUUGAUGAUACCUAUACUGUAAAGUAGAUAACAAAUAAACACAUUUUUUAACUAAAAAUGACAUUUUUAGGCUAUGAUAGAUCCCAUCUUCAGGCAUGUUAUGGCGGCAGUUGCUGCUGCAUAAAAAUAAUUUCACCAUUAUAAUAUCUAAUGUCAUCCAGUCCAUGUUGUGAUUCUUUCAUCCCAUAUCACAUAUCAUACCCAUAAGCAGGAUGGAAUUCUUACCUCUAAUCUCAACAACAAUGGAAUUUUAUUUAUUAUUUCUAUUUAUAUACUUAUUAGGGACCAUAUUAGGGAGCAUUCUUUAAAAAAAAAAAAAAAAAGCCAAAUAAUAUUUAGCAGUCAUCAGAUGCCAGAAUGCCAACAUUUUGCAGUUUUAAACAUCACUUUUUAAUGGUAGUGAAAGCACUAAAACCUAAUUUCAUAUAAAAAAAAAUGCAGAAUAAUUAAUUGGUAAAAUUAUAUUUUAAUAACUAAUAAUAAAUAAAUGUAAAGUAAUCAAAACCUUAUGUUGCAUAGAUUUUAAUGCAAGGGUUUAACCCCUUGACUGCCAGGACAUUGGAUAGCUUUUGACAACCAAGGGGUUUAUUGAUUUAUUGGUACCAGCUACCACAAAAAAAUAUUGCAUAUUACAAAACAUAUGACUAUUUAUUACUAAUACUAAUUUAUUCCAGAUAUAAUUUAAGCAUUGAUUCCUUUUGGUACAAAAAAUAUUCAUAUUAUGCAAGUAUAAAUAAUAUAUAAGUGGUCUAGGUUUAACUUGGGCUAACACUCAUGUUUUUAUAUGUACUAUUAGCUGGUUUCCACUUGUUUUAUGAUAUUGGAGGUUACUACAUGGAAAUUCACUGAAUGCGCAAUGGGUUUCUAGCAAUGCUGUUUUACCUCCAUCUAGUGGAUGCCUCAUGUAACAACACUAGCAAAAAUGAAAGCACACAAUGCAUUGCAGUACCCUAUGGAGACAAAAGGUCAAAGUGGUCACCUGUAGCAUUGCUAUAGUUUUUAGAGCUGCAAUGUCAUCAAAGAUAGACAUUUAAAAUGGAAAUAAGAUACUAUUUUUUCACAGCUUCAGAUAUAUUUAUGAAAUUACGGUCAAUCCAAUGGAGGACACAGGGUUGUGUAAUCUUCUUGGAAUUGCUGUCCAUCCAUGUCCCAUUCCUAUCCUUUCAAAUCAUGGAUGAUUCUUUUGGAAUAUUUAUUCUCUUGGAAUCUUUUAGCAUGUUUAAAUAAUAAAAUGAUAUAAAAGUACAA